AUGCCCUCUGCCACCUUCUGGACCAGCUUGCUGGCCCUCACGGCCGCCGCUACGGCGAGCCCCCGCAGUCCCAGGAGCACCAGCAAUUCCACCAGCUGCCGCUGCUUCCCGGGCGAUGCGUGCUGGCCUUCCACCAGUGAAUGGGCCAAGUUAAACCAGACGGUGGACGGCCGUCUGAUCAAGACCAUUCCCCUCGGCAAGCCCUGCCACGCGCCCAACUACGAUGCCGCUGUCUGCGAUGUCCUCAAGGAGGAAUGGACGGAGCCUGAGCUCCAUUACCAAUCCAGCAGCUCGAUCAUGGCCCCAUGGUUCACCAACGGCACCUGCGACCCGUUCCACCCGGUCUCCAAGCCGUGCACGAUGGGCGACUAUAUCCACUACGCCGUGAACGUGUCGACGCCGGCCCAUAUCUCGGCCACGUUGAAGUUCGCCCACGAGCAUAAUAUCCGUCUGGUGAUCCGCAACACUGGCCAUGACUACAACGGAAAAUCCACCGGUGCCGGCGGGCUGGGCGUCUGGACGCACAACCUGAAGUCGCGGACGCUGGUGGACUACAACUCGACCCACUACACCGGACCGGCUGUGCGGCUGGGGUCGGGUGUCCAGGGCUUCGAGGCGUACGAGUUUGCCGAUGAGCACGGCUACCAGGUCGUAGGCGGCGAGUGCUCGUCCGUGGGUAUCGCGGGCGGCUACUCGCAGGGUGGCGGCCACUCGGCGCUGUCCUCCAAGUACGGCAUGGCGGCGGACCAGGUACUGGCCUGGGAGGUGGUCACGGGCGCCGGAGAGUUCGUGACUGCCACGCGCGACAACGAGUACAAGGACCUGUACUGGGCGCUGAGUGGCGGCGGCGGUGGCACGUACGGCGUGGUCGUGGCCAUGACCUCCAAGCUGCACACCUCGACCCCGACCUCGGGCCUGAACCUGACCUUCACCAACGAGGGGAUCUCCCAGGACACCUUCUUUGAGGCGGUGACCCUCUACCACACGCUGCUGCCCAGCAUCGUCGACGCCGGCGUCAUGAGCAUCUGGUACUUCACCAACACGACCUUCUACAUCUCCCCGCUGACGGGACCGGGCGUCCCCGUCGCCACACUCCGCGCGCUGGUCGAGCCCUUCGAAGCCGGCCUCACCAACCUGGGAAUCCAGUACACCCUCACCGCGAAGGAGUUCGACACCUACCUAGAGCAGUUCAACACGAUGGAAGCGGAGAUCGCGGUGGGCAAGGCGCAGUACGGCGGGUGGCUGAUCCCGCGCGACGUCGUCGUGCAGAACACAACCGCACUGACGGAUGCGUACCGCGCCAUCGUCGAGGACGGGGCGACCUUCAUCGGGGUCGGGCUGAACGUCAACCGCAGCGUGGCCGGCGACGUCGACAACGCGGUCCUGCCGGCCUGGCGCGAGGCCCUGAUCGACACCACCCUGACCACCCCCUGGGAGUGGGACGCGCGCGCCGCCAUGAUCGAGGAGCAGGACAAGAUGACCAAGGACUACAUCCCGCGGCUGCAGGCCCUGGCCCCCAACUCCGGCGCCUACAUGAACGAGGGCAACUUCCAGCAGCCCGACUGGCAGAAGGCCUUCUACGGCGUCAACUAUGACCGUCUGCUGCAGAUCAAGGACAAGUACGACCCCUACGGAUUGUUCUACGCGCGCACCGCCGUCGGUGCGGACGCGUGGACUGAGUCCGCGGAUGGGCGGUUGUGUCGGGCUUAG
Molecule: messenger RNA, 1710 nt
Organism: Aspergillus aculeatus ATCC 16872
Lineage: Eukaryota; Fungi; Ascomycota; Eurotiomycetes; Eurotiales; Aspergillaceae
Product: FAD-dependent oxidoreductase
Exons: 2
Coding region: 1-1710 (569 amino acids)
Molecular function (GO): oxidoreductase activity; FAD binding
Source: RefSeq, a predicted model, not a curated record